CCCCUACUUUACUGAGCUGCAUCCCCUCGCUGGGCUGGACGGGACCCUGACGACUGUUCGAUACCCUUCACGCUUCGAUCUAAUCCCAGCCAGCCCUACGACCGCUCAAUCAUCCCUUCUCAGACUACGAGGCGGUGUCAACAGAACGGCUCGAACUCAGCCUUGCGCAUCGUCCCAUAGCAAUCGUCCCAGUCCAACACCGAACGAGAACCUCGCUGGCCGUGGUCCAUCAACCUUUUCGAGCGCGUCACCAUUCACUGCUUCUAGCCAGACGUCACUAGUACGGCCUUCGGCUCCUUUAAAAUGCCUGCACUUCUCUCAGUUCUCGGGCUUGGUUCUCCAAAAAACCAGUCCGUUCACUACCUCGCCGACACAAACCCGCAAAAUCUCGAUACCCUCGUCGAACAAGUAGACAUCAUGGCCAACGCAAAGAUCACCAAGGCUCAAAUGGUUGCCUUGACCAUUCUCGAUACGCACGAACAGCUGAAGAAGCUAUCAAACUACCGACCAGGAAAGGAGAUCAACCGGCUGUUGGGAAACCUCGUCCACACAUGCGUUCAAAUCCAUCCCCCAAGCGUUAUCCAGCAGAUCCUCAACUUCCCCGGCCUCCAACAAAUGCUCCCCUCCCUACGCACCAUCUGCUCCGAAGCCGAAUGCUGUCUCGAGAACCACUGGGCUGAGCAUGCCUUGUCCUUCGCCAACCAAGGCUCCGACGCAGUCCUCAAAGCUCUCCAAAUCGACUUUCCCUACUUCCAUAACUACGUCGAUCUAGCGCGCCUCGAACUCUCCGCCAUCCGCGCCGCCAUGCCCACCACUGAACUCAAGAAAAUCACCUUCAUCGGUUCCGGCCCCCUCCCUCUCACCUCCUGGUGUCUCCUCGAUGAAAUCCGGCAGACCUCCGACAACACCCCCACAAUCACCAACAUCGACAUGUCCCCCAGCGCCAUCGCCACCUCCUUGCACCUCAACGCCGUCCUCGGACCCUGGGGCGAGGAAAUGGAGUUCUUCUGCGGCGAAGCCGGCUCUUCGUCCAUCAGCCUCGCUGAUUCAGACGUGGUGUACGUCGCUGCGCUGGUCGGGCUUUCGCAGGAGGAUAAGGAGGAGAUCUUUCUCAAUGUAGUUAGGACCAUGAGGCCUGGUGCUCUGCUGGUGAUCAGGAGCGCGUGGGGCCUGAGGACGUGUUUGUACCCGGAGGUGAGCGUGAAUACGGAGAGGCUACUGGAGGUGCUGGAGCCGUGCGCGGUGGUGCAUCCGUAUACGGAUGUGGUUAAUAGUGUGGUUGUUGCUAGGGUUAGAGAGUAGUCCUAGGCGAGGAUGACAAGGCAUGAGUGACGAGCAAAAGGCAAAACUGCCUGUCGGGAUCAAAAAGCAUAUAAUGGCUGGAAAAUGGGAGGCGGACGAUUUGUCUUUAAUGAAAAGUGAAGAGCAAAAUAGAUUAGCCAGCUAUAAUGAGAUUCGUGCUACAGUGUGUGAGUUUCCCUUG
Messenger RNA from Neurospora tetraspora, 1483 nucleotides. Its product is annotated as Nicotianamine synthase. The record is from RefSeq and is a predicted model, not a curated record. The transcript is spliced from 2 exons. Gene Ontology annotation, biological process: nicotianamine biosynthetic process. NCBI's taxonomy places the organism in Eukaryota, Fungi, Ascomycota, Sordariomycetes, Sordariales, Sordariaceae. Gene Ontology annotation, molecular function: nicotianamine synthase activity. The coding region runs from base 304 to 1302 and encodes 332 amino acids.